AUAGACCCAUCUUUGUCGGCCUCAUCAUUGAAAGGUAGCCAACCUUAUAUAGGGCUACAUCCCGAUUUUUCAUCUUUGUCAGGUUGGGUUUCUCCAGAACGGUCGUACAUCUAAUACCUGAGUGUAGAGCCGAUACUGAGUCGUGACAGCUUGGGAGGAAAGAUGUUUCGCUUAUUCAUCUCGAUCGUGCUGUUGGGUCUUAUGCAAGCCCAAACACAGGAUCAGACUCUAGUUCCAGGUUCAUAUGGGCCUGAAGUGGUGCAAGCAGUGGUCAAUAGAGUCCGAGAGUCGUGUCUGUUCCAAGAUGACAAGCUGUUCCUCAGACGCCUGGCCUAUGUGGCAUCACAAGAUGGCAAAGACGUUAAGACCUACAGACCAGGCUACGAUGGGGGCAUAUGGCAGAUCGACCAGGACAAGUUCAACAUGAUCAAGAACACUGGCACCCUGUUCUCGGGCGUCAACACACAAUUUGCCAUCGACUGGAGCACGGUUCAGUGGUCAGAUCUCAGAAAGCCUCUGUACUCCGGGCUCGCUGCUGCUCUCUACCUGUCUACUAUUAGCGAACCCCUCCCACAGGGUGUGGAGAAACAAGGCUCUUUCUAUGGGAAAUACUUCUUCGUUGAUCCCCAUGCUGCAAACCUUUUCUAUAGGGGUUCAAAAAGUUUUGAUACCGUCUGUGCAAGAACUAACCUUGACCUCGCUUUCCUGGUGGAUGCCUCGUCUAGCCAGUCUCCGGAGGAUUUCGAAAGUGCCAAAAAGUUUGCACAUGAAGUCGUCGACAACUUUCAAAUUGGCACAGAUGAUGUCCGUGUUGCUUUCGUGACAUUCAGCACCGGCUUCAAAUCCCAGUUUGACUUCAGGCAAUACAGCAACAAAGCUGCUCUCCAAAAAGCCAUUGAUGGCAUCGUUAUGGACAAUGGGGAAACAGAUACCAAUCUAGCUCUGAACUACGCUUCUGGACACCUCUUCACGCCAGCCAUGGGUUCCAGAGACGGGGCGUCUAAAGUGAUAAUCCUCCUAACGGAUGGCCGGUCUAGUGACCCGACGCAAACCAUUUCAGCAGCUUUGGGCGUACGCAGCAAAGGAAUCACCAUUUUCGCCAUCGGUGUAGGCGACGGCAUUGACAGCCAAGAACUGAGAAGUGUUGCUAACAAGCCCUACUGUACGCAUGUGAUAGAGCUGAAAGGCUACUCCGACCUUGGUGCUCUUGUUGGCCAAAUUCAGCAGGUGUCGUGUUUAGCACCAGCUGUUCUGAAUCCGGGCGCCUUUAAGUAUCCUUGCUCGAGUGGCGGUCUGUACCAGAUCUUUACCAACGAGUCUCUGGUACAAGUAAUGAUUGACGUUACAGAUGGUAUGGUGGAUAUCUAUGGAUCGCUGAAUAAUCCAACACCUAACCAAGCCGGGAGUGACUUUGUCAGCAAUUCAGUGGUGAGUGCAGCGUCUGUGGUUUUGAUCAACCAGGAACUGAAGCCACUGUACCUCAACAUCACACCUACGGGGCCGCCGAAUGGCUGCACCGGCAACUUCACUAUUAAGAUCGGCAACGUUCAGAGAGUCAACCCAAAUGUUAACGUUACAUGCAUAGAGCAUGACGUUACUAGAGCCUGCUCUGUGGCCAACAUAUACGAGCAUCUGUACCACUACCAACAACCCCCCUACAACUUCGCCAGUCCCUGUACAGCUGGAAGGCCUGGCUAUAUGAUUCACCCAUUCGACCAGACCAAGUUCAUCAUGUGUGGGCAAACCGGAAUCGCCUAUGUCUAUCAGUGUGAUGCCCAUUACGUAUACGACCAGACCACCAUGGACUGUAUCCCCGGAGAGCCGAGUACCCAAGUCCCAAAAGCGACGCCAACAGCAACCAUCCCUGCAGUCACCUUCACAUCCCGUGUGACAGACGCCAUUCCUGGCACGGGCCCUUGCAACGCAGGCACGAAGGGUCAGUUCUUCCCUUACCCUGAGAAUAUCGCCAAAUACAUAGACUGUUCCAACUGGCCUCAUUACGGCUACGUCAAGGACUGCGACAAGGGAAAGUAUUGGGACCAGAAAAUCCUCACCUGUACUUACGGGAAAUACGUCAUUGAUCCAGCCACUAACAAGUUCGACAAGAAUGUUCCUAACCCGUGUCGAAAUCCGACGAAGCAAGGGGAUCUCUUCUACUACCCCCAUCCUGAUGAACACAUGUUCAUCCAAUGUGAUGCAUUCGGAGACGGUUUUGAGAAGCACUGCAAUGGCACGGAGGUGUGGAGUCAGGACAAACUGACGUGCAUGCCAUCACAACAAGUCAUAAUUGAGGUCCUGUUUUCGGUACAUGAGUGUGCCUUCAUCUCGAAUGCUGCCAGAGUAGCCAUGACAUCGUCGGUGUUCGCUUGCUGGGUGUUUCUGGUCGGGCUGGCGUUGGGCCAGGAUCAGACUCGAGUUCCAGGGACAUUUGGGGAAGAGGUUGUCGACGCUGUGGUGAACAGGAUCCGGGAAUCUUGUAUUUUCCCCCACGACAAGCUUUUCCUCAGACGCCUGGCCUACGUGGCUACACACGAUGGAACAAACGCAACGACGUACAGAGCAGGCUACGAUGGAGGCAUAUGGCAGAUCGACCAGGACAAGUUCAAUAUGAUCAAGAACUCUGGCACCCUGUUCUCGGACGUCAACACACAUUUUGCUAUCGACUGGAGCACGGUUCAGUGGUCAGAUCUCAGAAAGCCUAUGUACUCCGGGCUCGCUGCUGCUCUCUACCUGUCUACCAUUCCCGAACCCAUCCCACAGGGUGUGGAGAAGCAAGGCUCUUUCUAUGGGAAAUACUUUUAUGUUGAUCCCCAUGCUGCAAACCUUUUCUAUAGAGGUUCAAAAGGUUUUGAUCAAAUCUGUUCAAGAACUGACCUUGACAUUGCCUUCUUGGUGGAUGCCUCAUCAAGUCAAGCACCGGAGGAUUUCGAUAGUGCCAAAAAGUUUGCACAUGAAGUCGUCGACAACUUUCAAAUUGGCACAGAUGAUGUCCGUGUUGCUUUCGUGACGUUCAGCACCGGCUUCAAAUCACAGUUUGACUUCAGGCAAUACAGCGACAAAGCUGCUAUCCAGAAAGCCAUUGAUGGCAUCGUUAUGGACAAUGGGGAAACAGAUACCAAUAUAGCCCUGAACUUCGCUUCCGAACACCUCUUCACGCCAGCCAUGGGAUCCAGAGACGGGGCGUCUAAAGUGAUUGUUCUCCUGACGGAUGGCCAGUCGAGUUACCCGUCGAAAACCCUUUCAGCAGCUUUGGGAGUACGCAGCAAAGGAAUCACCAUUUUCGCCAUUGGUGUAGGCGACGGCAUUGACAGCCAGGAACUGAGAAAUGUUGCUAACAAGCCCUACUGUACCCAUGUGAUAGAGCUGAAAGGCUACUCCGACCUUGGUGCUCUUGUCGAUCAAAUUCAGCAGGUUUCUUGUAAAGCACCCGCUGUUCUUACACCUGGCGGGUAUACGUAUGCCUGCUCCAAAGGCGGUUUGUACCAGAUUGUAACAAAUGGCUCGCUGGUACAAGUAACGGUUCAGGUCUCUGAUGGAAUGGUGGACAUCUAUGGUUCGCUAAAUAACCCAACACCAAACAAAGCAGACACCGACUUUCUCAGCAAUUCAAAGGUCGGUGUAGGAUCUGUGGUUCUGAUCGACCAGGAACUGAAGCCACUGUACCUCAACAUCACACCUACAGGGCCGCCGACUGGCUGCACCGGCAACUACACCAUCAAGAUCGGCAACGUUGAAAAAGUCCAGCCAAGUGUGUCUGUCACAUGCGUCGAGCGAGACACGUCCAGACCUUGCGAUAUUUCGAACGUAUACAGACACUUCUACCACUACUAUGUACCCCCGUACUACUUCAACAAUCCCUGUACGCCUGGUCGACCAAGCUUUAUGAUACACCCAACUGACCAGACCAAGUUCCUCAUCUGUGGACCAACCGGUGUCUACGAGUUCCAGUGUCGUUCUCAUUACGUGUACGACCCGCGUUUCAAUGACUGCUUUCCCGGAGAGCCCAGCACUACUACCACCACAACAACGACCACAACAACGACCCCUACAACUACGACCCCUACAACUACUUCAACCACAACUACAACGACAACUCCACGUCCAACCUUCCCGCAUCUUUCGUACAACCCUUGCACUGCGUCGGCGACAGGGCGGUUCUUUCCCUACCCUCCUGACCCUACCAAAUACAUAGAAUGUUCCAACUGGCCCUGGUAUGGCUAUCUCAAGUCCUGCGAUAAGGACAAGUACUGGGACCAGAUGGACCUCACUUGUACAUACAAAGAUGUCGUACGCCCCACCGAUAGAACCUUGGACAAGAGCUUGCCUAACCCUUGUCCACACCCUUUAAAUACAGGGGACCUGUUCUUCUAUCCCCACCCGAGCGAUAAGCACAUGUUCAUCCAUUGUGACCAAUACGGCGAUGCUUAUGAAAAGCAUUGCCAGGGAACCGAGGUAUGGGUCCAGACUGUGCUACAGUGCUUGCCUGUGGGUUUCGUUAUUGGUUGAGUGUUUGUUUUAGUGCCUUUAUUUGUUUUUAGCUCGCUAAAGGAAUCACCAAUUUAAAAAAUUAAUUUUAAAAAGUCUUGUUUUCUUUGGGAAAACACACACAAUUUUGUUUUAUUCUUUCUUACUUGCGUUUCUUUCACCGGAAUUAUUAUCGAAAAUAUACUCUAUAUAUGUUUUUCAAAUUGUGAUAAAGAUUCAAUUAUCAAUAAAAUUGUUUUCAUUGAUGCUUCAA
Molecule: messenger RNA, 4738 nt
Organism: Haliotis rufescens (red abalone)
Lineage: Eukaryota; Metazoa; Mollusca; Gastropoda; Lepetellida; Haliotidae
Exons: 16
Coding region: 163-4506 (1447 amino acids)
Cellular component (GO): extracellular region
Molecular function (GO): chitin binding
Source: RefSeq, a predicted model, not a curated record